Messenger RNA from Eimeria acervulina, 1923 nucleotides. RefSeq lists its product as hypothetical. The transcript has 3 exons. The record is from RefSeq and is a predicted model, not a curated record. The coding region runs from base 1 to 1923 and encodes 640 amino acids. Lineage: Eukaryota; Apicomplexa; Conoidasida; Eucoccidiorida; Eimeriidae.
AUGUCACAUCGGGGCGGCGAGCACUGGCAGCAGAUGCGGAGACAGAAAGAAGUAAAUUUCUAUGGACCUUCUCACCCCACAGACAGCACCCCAGCAGCAGCAGCAGCAGCAACAGCAGCAGCAGCAGCAAGGGCUGGGCUUGCCCCUUCAGGUCUGUUGCGAUGCAUGCAGCAGCAGCAGAGUCUACGCCUGCCCCAGCUGUCUCCGCUGCAGCAGCCUAGCAGUCCCCGGGAGACAGCUCAGCUUCCCUUACCACCAGCGCAGCAGCAGCAACUGCAGCACCAACUGCACCAGCAACUGCAGCAGCAGCAGCAGCAGCAGCAGCAGGAGCUUUUAUCCUGGCCAGUUGAGGGGCGGUGCCUCUCUUUUUUGGGGUUAUCUAGCUUAGAGAAGAAGGAGACAGCUGCAGAGACACCUGGUGCUGCUAUCUCCUUGCAGCAACUACACGCCCGCAGCAAGCCGCGGAUGUACACCCCUGCAGCAACAACAGCAGCAGCAGCAACAGCAGCAACAGCAGUGAAAGCAGCCAGCAAUACUGCUUGGCCUGAGGCUUCUUCCUGCGAGCUCAGGUGCCUGUACACCCCAGAGGUGUCUCCUUCUCCUUCGAGGUGUCUCUCUUUGUCUCUUCCUCUGGUGUCUCCUCCGAAGCAAACCCCAGCCAAUGAAGCACAAGCCCCCGCAGCAGCAGCAGCACCCGCUGCUGCAGCAGCAGCAACAGCAGCAGCAACGCCACCCCUACCGCCUACAGCAACCAUCGCAGCAGAAACAGCAGCAGCAGCAGCAGCAGCAGAAGAUAGACAGAACUCAGAGAGGCAGCUUCUGCUGCGGGCCCCUUCUCUGACGGAAGCAAAACCAGCGUCCUCUUCUGCUUCGGGUGCAGCAGCAUUCAGCAGCCCCAGCAGCAGCAGCUGCAACAGCAACAGCAACAGCAGUAGCAGCAGCAGCAGCAGCAGCAACGAUCCGGUGUGUGCUAGUUCCGAUAGCCUGCUGCUGAGACUGGUGCCGUCUCGGUUGCUGACGUCUUUAUGCUGCAGGCUGCUGCCUUUGAAAUCUCUGGUGUCUCUUAGCUGCUGCUGCAGAGCUUUGCUGCAGCUGUCUAUACACCACAGAUGGGUAGACAAGGCAGUACAGAGAGGAGCCCUUCAAGACCUCGCUGAUGAGUGCUGCUGCUGCUGCUGCAUGCGAAACAGAGCAGCAGCAAACGCUCAAACAGAAACCCCCAGCAGCAACUCCGCUUGGACUUUCCACAGCCCCUAUAGCAGCAGCAGCAGCAGCGGCGGCAGCAGCAGCAGCAGCAGCGACGAAAGCGACAGCAACAGUAGCAGCGACGAACGCAGCAGCAGCAGCAGCAGCAAUAGCAGCAGCAGCAGCAGCAGCAGGCGCUGCUGCUGCUGCAGUGGAAAGAAGGUUCGAGGGGGGAGCGUUGGGGUGCUGCCUUCAUUGUGUGGGGACAUUUUCAGCUUUGCUUCUCGUCGAGGGCAGCAGAAGCUGUACGAUGUGCUGCAUGCAUUAGCUGCAGCAGAUCCAAGGACAGGUUACUGCCAAGAACGAAUCAGUUUGUCUCCAUCAUACAGUAAGACACAAGAAGCAGCAGCAUUUCCUGCCGCUGCAGCAGUAGCAGCAGCAAAUGCAAAUGCUGCGGCGAUAGAAAGUGUUGCAGCAGCAGGAAAUGGUGUAGCAGCAGCAAAUGGUGUAACAGCAGCAAAUGCUGUAGCAGCAGCAAAUGCUGCAGCAGCAGCAAGUGCAACAGCAGCAACAAGCGCAGCAACAGAGGCCAGUGCAGCAGCGAGUGCAGCUGCAGCGGCUACACUGUCUACAGAAGCAGCAGCAGCAUCUGUACAAGCAGCAUUAGCGGCAAGGGUAGCGGCAGCAGCUGCAGCAGCAAACAUGCCAGAGGGCGAGCCUCUGCUAAGUCCUGAGUAG